Molecule: messenger RNA, 3744 nt
Organism: Globicephala melas (long-finned pilot whale)
Lineage: Eukaryota; Metazoa; Chordata; Mammalia; Artiodactyla; Delphinidae
Gene: FEM1C
Product: fem-1 homolog C
Molecular function (GO): protein binding
Source: RefSeq, a predicted model, not a curated record
CGCGGCCGGAUUCAUUCCUGUGGGGCGCGGGGUAUGGAGAAGCUGUGCGGCCGCAGGCGGAGCUGGGCGGUGCGGACGGCGGCGCGGAUAGCGGUCUCAUUUUGAGGGGGCAGCCCGAGCCCGAGCGGCCGGCGGCGGCGGGGAGGACUAGCCCCGUGGCAGUUUGGCGCUCUGGUUGUCAUAUGUUGGACGGCAAUAGACAGAACAUACAUCCGUUCUGGGGCGCCGUGAUUAACACUGAACUUUGGUUCCUGUAACCCUUGCCUGUGUCAAUAGAGUUAAGCUGGAGCUUUGCUUUGAAAGAUAAAGCACAGCCUCUCAACUGGACAUAAAUGGAUCUAAAGACAGCAGUAUUUAAUGCAGCUCGAGAUGGCAAACUCCGGCUUCUCACCAAAUUGUUGGCAAGCAAAUCUAAAGAGGAGGUUUCCUCCUUGAUCUCUGAAAAAACAAAUGGGGCCACCCCACUCUUGAUGGCCGCCAGGUAUGGGCACCUUGACAUGGUGGAAUUUCUCCUAGAGCAGUGCAGUGCCUCCAUAGAAGUCGGGGGCUCGGUCAAUUUUGAUGGCGAAACCAUUGAGGGGGCUCCCCCUUUGUGGGCCGCUUCUGCAGCAGGACAUCUGAAGGUGGUUCAGUCUUUGUUAAAUCAUGGAGCGUCUGUCAACAACACGACUUUAACCAAUUCAACUCCUCUUCGAGCUGCCUGUUUCGAUGGCCAUUUGGAAAUAGUCAAGUACCUGGUAGAACACAAAGCUGAUUUGGAAGUGUCAAACCGACAUGGGCAUACAUGCUUGAUGAUCUCAUGUUACAAAGGACACAAAGAGAUUGCUCAGUAUUUACUUGAAAAGGGGGCAGAUGUUAAUAGAAAAAGUGUUAAAGGUAAUACUGCAUUGCAUGAUUGCGCAGAAUCUGGAAGUUUGGACAUCAUGAAGAUGCUUCUUAUGUAUUGUGCCAAGAUGGAAAAGGAUGGUUAUGGAAUGACUCCCCUUCUCUCAGCAAGUGUGACUGGUCACACAAAUAUUGUGGAUUUCCUGACUCACCAUGCACAGACCAGCAAGACAGAAAGGAUCAAUGCUCUAGAGCUUCUGGGAGCUACAUUUGUAGACAAAAAAAGAGAUCUCCUUGGGGCUUUGAAAUACUGGAAAAAGGCAAUGAACAUGAGGUACAGUGAUAGGACUAAUAUAAUUAGCAAACCAGUACCGCAGACACUAAUAAUGGCUUAUGAUUAUGCCAAGGAGGUAAACAGUGCAGAAGAGCUAGAAGGUCUUAUUGCUGAUCCUGAUGAGAUGAGAAUGCAGGCACUAUUAAUUAGAGAACGUAUUCUCGGUCCUUCUCAUCCUGACACCUCUUACUAUAUUAGAUAUAGAGGUGCUGUCUAUGCAGACUCUGGAAAUUUCAAACGAUGCAUCAACCUAUGGAAGUAUGCUUUGGAUAUGCAGCAGAACAAUUUGGACCCUCUAAGCCCGAUGACCGCCAGCAGCUUAUUAUCUUUUGCAGAACUGUUCUCUUUUAUGCUACAGUAUAGGGCUAAAGGUCUGGGAACCACUGUUACAUUUGAUGAUCUUAUGGGCAUACUGUGCAAAAGUGUCCUUGAAAUAGAGCGAGCGAUCAAACAAACUCAGUGUCCAGCAGACCCAUUACAGUUAAAUAAGGCUCUUUCCAUUAUUUUGCACUUGAUUUGCAUAUUAGAAAAAGUUCCUUGUACUCUAGAACAGGAUCAUUUCAAAAAGCAAACUAUAUACAGGUUUCUUAAGCUGCAUCCAAGGGGAAAGAAUAACUUCAGCCCUCUUCAUCUGGCUGUGGACAAGAAUACUACCUGUGUAGGGCAGUACCCUGUUUGUAAAUUUCCAUCUCUGCAAGUUACUGCGAUACUGAUAGAAUGUGGUGCUGAUGUGAACGUCAGAGACUCGGAUGACAACAGUCCCCUCCAUAUCGCUGCUCUGAACAACCAUCCAGACAUCAUGAAUCUCCUUAUUAAAUCAGGUGCACAUUUUGAUGCCACAAACUUGCACAAACAAACUGCUAGUGACUUGCUGGACGAGAAGGAAAUGGCUAAAAAUUUGAUCCAGCCUAUAAAUCAUACCACAUUGCAGUGUCUAGCUGCUCGUGUCAUAGUGAAUCAUAGAAUAUACUAUAAAGGGCAUAUCCCAGAAAAGCUAGAGACCUUCGUUUCACUUCAUAGAUGAUAAUUUGACUGUUGAAGCACGACUUGGUAACAGUUGUUUCAUAAAUGAGCACUGUUGUGGUAACACCAGCAUUCAUUUAGCUUGAUUUCAUCGUGCUCUCAUUGGCUAAAGCAUUGUAAGCAUCAAAUUUACAGGAUUGGUUUCCCAGUAUUUAAUAUAAAUAUACCAUAUAAUAUGUUGUUUGUGAAUUAUUGAGAAAUGUAAUCUCAUAUUCAGAUUUCUAAAAUUGUCUGCCAAAGGCUUAUCCAUUCUGGUUUUGUUUGCUGUUGGGUGCUUGGGAUAGAGUUAACCAUUUUUCAGUGGUGUCUUUAUACUUUUCUGGUUUGUGAAUUUUAUACAAUUGAAUGUCUUUUUUGUGCUUCUUCCUUCUCUUUGAGCUUCUCCCCUGUUUCCACCUCAUUUUUAACUUAACCAUUUCUACUUAUCAAUUUCUUUCCCCUUAUGGAUCCAUGUUAGGUUGUACAAACUUUAUGGACUUGUUACCAUUUGCAGUUACCAUAAGUGCUUUAUCUUCUCUAUGCACUGGCUUCAACUUGACUGUUGUAUGUUAGCAUAUUUUCUAUGCAGUUGGUCACCUUCAACUCUGAAACACUGCUAAGUAUGUUACAAAGUUCAUUUUACGAAAGUACUCUUGUAGCAUGACAAUUUUUAGAGCUACAGGUUAGCUACCACAGCUCAAGCUUUUUUGUUGUUUUUUUCUUUACAUCUGAGGUUUCUUCCUCUAAUCCACUGAAAUUAUUGUGUGCUAAAUUUGGGAAACAAAGCUAUUCUAACUCAUUAACCCAGUUGAAAUUUAGGUCUGUCGUCUUAAUAUAUCAUGCAGUAAAAGGAAGAAUCUUUGUAAAGUGACCCACCUUUCAUGCUGCGCCAGCAUUGUCCUGCUUGUGCUGAUGAUGUGAUUAGGUGUAGAGAAUUUGCUUAAAUUUAACCUCAAAGUUUUAUCACACAGCUUAAUGAGUCACACUGAAGUAUUCAGUAAUUGAACUGCAAAUCACUUUUAUUUACAAAAAAGAGCUGAAGCAUGUCAGUGGCAUGAUGCUUGCCAAGCCAGAUCUAGGCAUCUAGGAUAAUUAAGGUAUUUUUAGUAUGCAAUUUACUGCCAUAGUAUCAGAGGUCAGUAACAGUGUUCCUUCUUUCUUCAAGCUUAAGUACACCUUUGAAGAUAACUUGCAUGAAUUACUUUGGUCUCAACUAUUUGUCACCCUAAUUAAACACAAAAGGUUGCAGUGCUUCCUCUUCCCUUACUGAAAAUUAGCUUUUCUUUUCUCUUUCUUUUUCUUUCUCUCUUCCUUUCUUUUCUUUCUUUCCUCUCUCCCUCCCUUCUUUGUUUUCUUUUUUUUUUUUUGGAUUUUUUUUUUUUCACAGCUUUGCUAAUGCCACAGAAAGGGCUCUUUUAACUUAAGAAAAAAUAAGUGAAAAGUACUAAAAAAGAUUCAGGUAAUUAUCAUUCAGCACUUUAUUGUUAUUCAGAAUAAAAUUUAUGAUGGCAUAUUUGCCCUGCAAAUGUCUUAAUGCAAUUGUUCUCAAUAAAAAGCUCCUUAUUGGUUUGAGGAAAAACUCA